Molecule: messenger RNA, 327 nt
Organism: Schizophyllum commune H4-8
Lineage: Eukaryota; Fungi; Basidiomycota; Agaricomycetes; Agaricales; Schizophyllaceae
Exons: 2
Coding region: 1-327 (108 amino acids)
Source: RefSeq, a predicted model, not a curated record
AUGAAGUUCUCCACCGUCGCCACCAUCGUCGUCCUCUCUCUCGCCGGCUUCAGCGGCGCAAUGCCUGCCCGCGGAGAGAACGCACCAGCAGUCCGCGCAGAAAACGCGCGUGAAAUCCACCCAACACCCGCGACUGCAUCACCAACCACGCCAGAGACGAACGCCCAGCGCUUGUCUCGCGGCCUCCCACCCUUGAAGCCGCGGUCUAUGGGCGCAACUCACACCGAAGUAAAGCGCCAGGGACCUUCUGGCAUGCGCCGCCGCGCGCCCGUUCGCGCCAACCUCAACUCCAAGCGCGACCGCUACGCAGGCGUGUAUGGCGCAUGA